UCUGAAACAAAAACAAAUAUUUGACUUCUAGUAGUCAAAACUCGUUCAAUAUUUUCAUAAUGAUCAUCUUCCUCAUUGUCUUUCUCAUAUUCAUCAUCACGUUCUUGCUCAUUACUUAUAGGUGCUUUAGUACUGAACCCCGAAAACCACUUCCUCCCGGCCCAAAACUACAAUUACCUUAUAUCGGGAGCUUAAUCCCCAUGCUACGAAACAAGCCCACAUUCCGAUGGAUACAUAGGAUGAUGGAUGAAAUGAACACCAACAUCCUAUGCAUUCGCCUAGGAAACGUCCAUGUUAUAGCCGUGAGUGACCCGAAGAUAGCUUGCGAGUUCUUGAAGGAUAAAGAUGAGAUUUUCUCGUCAAGACCGGAUUGCAUGUCCAGUUAUCUAACAAGUGGUGGCUAUUUGACCACUGUUCUUGUUCCAAUGAGUGAUCAUUGGAAGAAGAUGAGAAAACUUCUAGCCAUGGACAUUCUUUCGGUGGCUAAACAUAAGUGGCUUCAAAACAAACGAGAUCGAGAAUCCGAUCAUGUACUUAGGUAUAUUUACAACCAAUGUCAUAAUAACAUUGCAGCCACCAAUGGGGUUGUGAACAUACGGACCGUGGUGCAACAGUACUCAAGCAACGUCAUAAGAAGUAUCAUCUUCGGGAGUAGGUAUUUCGGUAAAGGGAGUGCAGAUGGUGGACCCGGUGAAGAAGAGAUUGAGCAUGUUGGUUCACUUUUAACGAUUCUUAAUUACCUUUAUGCCUUUAGUGUGACGGAUUACUUCCCAUGGCUGAGAUGGAUUACUGAUUUUGAUGGACAUGAAAAAAUCAUGAGGGAUGCAAUUCGUACUGCAAGGAAGUAUCAAGAUUAUUUGGUUGAUGAAAGGAUACAACAAUGGAAAGAUGGAAUCAGGACAAAAGAAGAUGACUUGCUUGAUGUUUUCAUCAACAAUCAAAAUACUUGUCUAUCUGCCGAUCAAAUAAAAUCUCAACUCCUUGAACUGGUGUUAGCAACAUUUGAUAAUCCAUCAAAUGCGAUUGAAUGGGCAAUGGCAGAAAUGUUGAACCAACCUAGAAUUUUCGACAAAGCAAUCCAAGAGCUUGAUUAUGUUGUAGGAAAAGAUAGAUUGGUGCAAGAAUCCGAUAUACCUAAACUUAAUUAUAUCAAAGCAUGUGUCAAGGAAGCUUUUCGUUUGCACCCUGUUGCACCUUUCAAUCUCCCUCAUGUGUCAUUGGAAGAAACCACUAUUGCGGGAUAUGUUAUACCAAAGGGUAGCCAUGUGAUACUAAGCCGUAUUGGGCUAGGACGAAACCCUAAGGUUUGGGAUGACCCAUUAACUUUUAAGCCAGAUCGUCAUAUGAAUGGUGGCAGCGAAGUGGUGUUAACAGACCAUAAUCUUUACAUGUUAUCAUUUAGCACGGGUAGACGUGGAUGCCCCGGGAUGUUGUUGGGCUCCACAAUAACUAUAAUGCUACUAGCUAGACUUGUACAAGGGUUCACUUGGAAUAUGCCACUCAAAGAUUCACAUGUUGAUAUGAAGGAAAACUUCCGAGAUUUAGCAAAAGCUAAGCCAUUGAUGGCCUUAGCUAAGCCUCGUCUGCCGCACCAUCUUUAUUGUUAGCGUUAUAGUAUUAGUGAUGUAUUCAUCAUUUAAAUGGAAAUGUAUAAAUUGUAUUCAAUAGUAUAAGUGAUUUGUAAGAUUUUGCCCACAACUUUCAAUGCAUAUUGAAAAUCUUUCUCCUA
This is a messenger RNA of Erigeron canadensis, 1729 nucleotides long. Its product is annotated as valine N-monooxygenase 1-like. The transcript is spliced from 3 exons. Gene Ontology annotation, molecular function: monooxygenase activity; heme binding; iron ion binding. The coding region runs from base 60 to 1607 and encodes 515 amino acids. The record is from RefSeq and is a predicted model, not a curated record. Lineage: Eukaryota; Viridiplantae; Streptophyta; Magnoliopsida; Asterales; Asteraceae.